Sodiomyces alkalinus F11 is the source of this 2345-nucleotide messenger RNA. RefSeq names its product amidophosphoribosyltransferase. The record is from RefSeq and is a predicted model, not a curated record. Gene Ontology annotation, molecular function: amidophosphoribosyltransferase activity. Gene Ontology annotation, biological process: purine nucleobase biosynthetic process; purine nucleotide biosynthetic process. NCBI's taxonomy places the organism in Eukaryota, Fungi, Ascomycota, Sordariomycetes, Glomerellales, Plectosphaerellaceae. The coding region runs from base 215 to 1918 and encodes 567 amino acids. Gene Ontology annotation, cellular component: cytoplasm. The transcript has 13 exons.
CAAAAAAAAUAUCUCCUUUGCCUCGCCUGAAUUUUCUCGACAGCUUGCACGAGCAGGCUCAACAGUGUUGCUCAGACACUCCAUUCCUUCUGCCGCCAGCACUCGUCUGCCGGUCUAUAACAAUCGCGCAUCCCUCUGCGCUUCUUCGACGAGGACGCUGCCGUCUUCGACCAUCCCUUGAUCUUCGAACGCCACCUAGACUACUCGGAUCGCAAUGUGUGGAGUUUCCGCUAUACUGUUGGGCGAUUCCAAAGCCGACACGGCCGCUCUAGAACUCCACGAGAGUUGUUAUUACCUCCAACAUCGCGGACAAGAUGCUGCGGGUAUUGCCGUAUGCCAAGGCGGAAGAGUCUACCAAUGCAAGGGCCUGGGACUUGUCAGCGCCGUCUUUAAUGAAGGGAGGCGAAUCGUCGAUUUGCCCGGCUGGUGCGGCGUGAGCCACCUCCGCUAUCCUACAGCCGGCGGGACAUAUGCGUCGGAAGCGCAACCAUUCUUUGUCAACAGCCCCUUUGGGUUGUCGAUGAGCGUCAACGGAAACCUCGUUAACAGCAAAGAGCUUCUCAAAUUCCUGGACCGCGAAGCCCGCCGCCAUGUCAAUACCGACUCCGAUUCGGAGCUUCUGCUCAACGUCUUUGCCCAUGCGCUUAAUGAGCUGGGAAAAUUCCGAGCUAACGUAGAAGACGUCUUCACCGCACUGCGCGAGGUGUACACUAGAUGCCACGGCGCCUAUGCCUGCACUGCCAUGAUUGCUGGCUUCGGCAUUCUGGGAUUCCGUGACGAGAACGGUAUCCGGCCCCUCUGCCUCGGAUCUCGACCGUCUGCCACCCUCGAAGGCGCCACCGACUACUUCAUGGCAUCGGAAUCCAUCGCCCUGACGCAGCUGGGAUUCGGCAACAUCGUGGAUAUCUUGCCCGGUCAGGCUGUCUUCAUCCAAAAAGGAGGCGUUCCGCAGUUCCGCCAGAUCGUUCCAAGAAAAUCGUACACCCCCGACAUUUUCGAAUUCGUGUAUUUCAGCCGUCCCGACUCGCAUAUCGACGGCAUCUCCGUGUACCGCAGCCGACAGAACAUGGGGCGCAUGCUAGCAAAGAAGUUGAGGGAGACUUUGGGCGAGCAAGUCAUCAAGGACAUCGACGUCAUUAUCCCCGUUCCAGAGACUAGCAACAUCGCGGCAGCCGUACUAGCGACAGAACUCAACAAGCCGUUCUCGAGUGCCUUUAUUAAGAAUAGAUACAUCUUCCGGACGUUUAUUCUGAGCGAGCAGAAAGCACGGCAGAAAAGCGUUCGUCGGAAGCUGUCGCCCAUUGCCUCCGAAUUCAAAGACAGAGUCGUUUGCAUCGUGGAUGAUUCCAUCGUGAGAGGAACAACCUCCCGCGAGAUCGUCCAAAUGGCGAAGGAAGCUGGCGCCGUACGAGUCCUGUUCGUGUCCUGCAGUCCAGAGGUCACCCACCCACACGUUCACGGCAUCGAUCUCGCCGACCCAUCCGAACUCGUCGCCCACGGCAAGACCCGCGAAGAAAUAGCCCGCCGCCUCGACGUGGACGAAGUCGUCUACCAGAGCCUGGAAGACCUCAAGACCGCCUGCAUAGAAGCCGGCACCGAAGACUGCGAGGUCAAGGACUUCGAGGUCGGCGUCUUCUGCGGCAAGUACCAGACCGUGGUGCCCGAGGGCUACUUCGAGCACCUGGGUCGCUCGCAGGGGAACAAGAAGAAGAUCAACAAGACUUCGCUUUCGGCAGAGAAAGAGCAAGACGCUGCCAGGCCGGUCCUGGUCGCCGGCGGUGGGGCCGUGAAUGUCGCGGGCCCGCGCGAGGGACAACAGGAGGCACAUGCUGAGGAGGACGACGAAGAGCAUGAGAGCGCAAACGGGCCGGCAAACCGAGAGGAUAUCAGUCUCUACAACUUUGCGAACACAUCCUAAGGCAUUGCAUGUUAGAAGAUAUCGGACUUUGAUAUGGUCGGCAUCGCCGUGAUGGAUCCUCCAUCAUGAAUACUGGACUUCUUCCAUAUUUCUUAUUACAGGAGCCUUAAUUUCUGCGUUUCUUUCUUCUUCUUCUUCUUCUUCUUCUUCUUUCUUCUGCCAGUGUUACCAGGGCGUAAAGAGAUAGACAUAGAGUUAAAACUCACUCGGGGAUGUCUCUAUAUUUUGACAACCGAUACUCUCGCUCGGCGCAGCGGACUGAGACAGGCUAGCAUCAAUAGCCCCUUUUCAUUGUAAAUGGCAUAGGUACACUAUGUACAGUCGCAAAACUUUCAACCUCAGCGGAACUUUUUAGAGACAUGAAAUCCGACGGGCAUAGUAUGCCCUGGGUAUGACGCAGACACAAAGAGGAAAUAGACGAAACGCC